CAAGUGAUCCAAUUCGUGUAUCGUGUAAUCUUCUAGCCAUCGCCCUCCGUAACCUAAUACUAUCUAUUAUUCACUCUACAUUGCCCACAUCUCCUCCACAAUGGCAGUUGACGACAUCUCAUCGAGCGCUAAGGCCAGGGCCAACGAAUUGCUCGCCUACGGCCAACAUCAUGUCGACCGAGUCGUGAGCCCGCCUACACGACAGAAGGCCUACGACUGGAUUUACGACUUUUCAACCGAGAAGCCUAUUCUAUUCUCUUUUGUCGCCUUUCAAUUCACCUUCUGCCUCGCUCCUCUGCUCCUCUUUGCAGGCUUUGCCGCGACAACUAUCGCUGUCUCUUUGAUCUCAGCCGUCCUGUUCUCGCUCUUUUGGAUCGGUGUCGCCACACUUUUUCUUGUGCCGACCCUCUGUCUCAUCUCUACCAUCGCUCUGCUACUUUGGGCAUGGGCGGCCGCCACCUUCUUUGCUGGCCGUUGGGCCUACAAUAGGCUACCGUUCAGCGUUGAUAAACAAGGAAGAAUAGUGGCACACGACAGCAGCGAGAAAAAGAUCAUCUACGACAGGAAGAACGGUAUUGGCGCCGACUUGGACAUCAAGGCCGAAGAGGUCGAGGUCAAGGAAUAGAUUACCGGUGAGGUUUUAUGGAUGGCGAUGGAGCUUGGCUGGUUCAUGAUACACCAGGGCACCGUGGCGCUGUUGAAACUCAGAUUCUGGAUGUAGAAUUAAAUGGGUCGACUAACCCUU
Molecule: messenger RNA, 745 nt
Organism: Daldinia vernicosa
Lineage: Eukaryota; Fungi; Ascomycota; Sordariomycetes; Xylariales; Hypoxylaceae
Exons: 2
Coding region: 101-625 (174 amino acids)
Source: RefSeq, a predicted model, not a curated record